This is a messenger RNA of Punica granatum (pomegranate), 1373 nucleotides long. The record is from RefSeq and is a predicted model, not a curated record. NCBI's taxonomy places the organism in Eukaryota, Viridiplantae, Streptophyta, Magnoliopsida, Myrtales, Lythraceae.
AGGUGGGCGGACGUGAACGGGACUUAUCAAAUCCGUCUCAGUUCUGCUCCUAAGGUCCGAUUUGGUUCCACCAUUUUCAGCUCCAACUUCCACUUCUCCCACUUAGGAAGAACACACAGACCGAGAUUUUGCCCAUCUGAGGAAGGAACGAAGAAGGAGUGGAAGAAGACCCGUCGGAGAUCCUUCAGCAAACCAUCUAAGGAGCUUCGGAACGCCGUCGUUUGAGGCUAAAGGACGGCCCUUUUAUGGUCUUGGAGGGCGGCUGCUGGUGUAGAGUAGGAGGAGGUCGUGCUGAAUUCCGGCGAUGGCGGUAGCUGAGCAGACGAGACCGGCGGCUUCGGAGGGCAAGGUCUGGGGGUUCUUCAAGUCAGCGUUCCGGAACGGGUCGAACGGGUCGUCGGCUUCGUCGUCAACCAUGAACGUUCAUCACCACGGCGGCAACCCUCCGCUGCCGGAGGGAUCGCUCCUUCAGGGAUCCAAUUCGGUCUCGUCGGUGGCGAAGUCGUUGCUUCCCAACCGCCGCCGGCUCAAGCUCGAUCCCGCCACCAAACUCUACUUCCCAUAUGAACCCGGGAAGCAGGUCAGGAGCGCCAUCAAGAUUAAAAACAUAAGCAAGUCCCAUGUAGCCUUCAAGUUUCAAACAACUGCACCGAAAAGCUGUUUCAUGCGCCCACCCGGGGCCAUUCUUGCACCUGGUGAAAGUAUCAUUGCAACAGUAUUCAAGUUUGUGGAGCAGCCAGAAAACAAUGAAAAACCAGUGAAUCAGAAGAGCAAGGUUAAAUUCAAGAUCAUGUGUCUGAAGGUCAAAGGACCAAUGGACUAUGUGCCUGAGAUGUUUGAUGAGCAGAAGGACCAAGCUGCAGUUGAACAGAUAUUGCGUGUUGUUUUUCUUGAUCCUGAGCGUCCCAGUCCAGCUCUGGAGAAAUUGAAGCGCCAAUUGGCUGAUGCUGAUGCUGCAGUCGAGGCUCGAAAGAAACCUCCAGAGGAUGCAGGCCCGAGGAUUAUCGGCGAAGGACUUGUGAUCGAUGAAUGGAAAGAGCGGAGGGAAAGAUACCUUGCUCGUCAGCAGGUUGAGGGGGUGGAUUCGAUGUAAAUUUGAGCUCUUCCCAUACCUUCUGCUGCACAAUAACUGUGGUAGAUCCGUGUCCGGAAGAUUUUAUGUAUUCUAUUUGCGGGUUAAAAUUUUUGCCCCUUGGAACUUUGGAGUGUGAUAUCUCAAAUGACACAGAAAAUUGUGCAGGAAAGACUUUUAAAUCGUUCAUCCUCUGUUGUAAAAUGUAUGUAUCUGAGGUUCAUUCUUGUUUGUAAUCUGAGGUACUGUUGUUCCGUGAUUUUGUGUUAUCAAGCUCCCCCUGCUCUGCGCUUUAGAUAAA